Messenger RNA from Hemicordylus capensis (graceful crag lizard), 1749 nucleotides. RefSeq names its product zinc finger protein 519-like. The record is from RefSeq and is a predicted model, not a curated record. Lineage: Eukaryota; Metazoa; Chordata; Lepidosauria; Squamata; Cordylidae. The transcript is spliced from 2 exons. Gene Ontology annotation, biological process: regulation of transcription by RNA polymerase II. Bases 386 to 793 code for a protein of 135 amino acids. Gene Ontology annotation, molecular function: RNA polymerase II cis-regulatory region sequence-specific DNA binding; DNA-binding transcription factor activity, RNA polymerase II-specific.
GAAGCAAGGGGGACUCUGGGAUCUUUUUCGGGGAGCUCCGCAGUGUGUUUAUUUGGAGGAUGAGAAAGGGCAAGGACUCGAGGGAGGAGUGAGUGGGUGGACCCUCCCAGGGGCAGAGCAAAACCGAGGAAGGGAUGGGUGGAAAAUCAAGACUGAAGGAGAAGCAUGCAGGUCACUAGUAGAAAGAGCAAGAUGUAAAAAGAAAGGACAACAGAGAAAAUCAACAAUAGAAAGCAAUGAAAGGAAGAAUGAAACUCCUGUUCAUGCUGGUAACUGCCAAGAAACUCCAAUCCAAGAAGAAAUAGAGAAGGGAAAGCAAAAGAGGAAGCCCAUCUCCUGUGAGAAUAGCAUUGGUUAUAAAUUGUGGCUUAAAUGUCACUGGGGAAUGAAGAGAAGGGAGAAGAAACCAUUUAAGUGCUUGGUGUGUAGAAAGGGCUUCAGUCGGAACUCACAUCUAAGAGAACACCAAGGAAUUCACACAGGAGAGAAACCAUUUAAAUGCUUGGAGUGUGGAAAGAGCUUCAAUCAUGGUUCACAUCUUAGAAAACAUCAAAGAAUUCACACAGGAGAUAAACCAUUUAAAUGCCUGGAGUGUGGAAAGAGCUUUAUUCAGAACUCUCAUCUUAGACAAAACCAAGUAAUGCAUACAGGGGAGAAACCAUUUAGAUGCUUGGAGUGUAGAAAGUGCUUCAAUAAGAGCACAAACCUUACACAACAUAAAAGAAUUCACACAGGAGAGAAACCAUUUAUAUGCUUAGUGUGGAAAGAUCAUCACUUGGAGGGGAGAUCUUAACGAACACCAAGGAAUUCACACAGGAGAGAAACCAUGUACUGUAAAUGCAUGUAGUGUGGAAAGAGCUUCAUUCAGAGCUCAGUUUUUAGAGAACAUGGAAAAAUUCACACAGUAGAAAGACCAUUACGAUGCUUGGAGUGUGGAAAGAGCUUCAACCUUAGGAAGAACAUAGGAAGCUGCCAUAUACUGAGUCAGACCAUACGUCCAUCUCACUCAGUAUUGUCUACACAGACUGGCAACGGCUUCUCCAAGGUUGCAGGCAGGAAUCUCUCUCAGCCCUAUCUUGGAGAUGCCAGGGAAGGAAUUUGGAGCCUCUAUGCUCUUCCCAGAGCGGCUCCAUCCCCUAAGGGGAAUAUCUUACAGCGCUCACACUUCUAGUCUCCCUUUCGUAUGCAACCAGGGUGGAUCCUGCUUAGCUUAAGGGAACAAGUCAUGCUUGCUACCACAAGACCAGCUCUCUUCCCUACCUUAAAGAACAUGAAUUCAGUUCUUAGAGAACAUGAAAGAAUUCUAACAGGAGAGAAACCAUUUUGAUGCUUUCAGUGUGGAAAGAGCGUCAGUCAAAGAGGAUGUCUUAAGGAACACCAAGAAAUUCACACAGGAAUUCAAGAGCUUCAUUUGUAGCUCAAAUCUUAAGAAACAACAAGGAAUACACACUGGAAUACAAGAGUUUCAGUUGGAGCUGAGAUCUUAAGAAUCACUAAGGAAUUCACACAGGAGAGAAACCACGUAAAUGGCUGGAGUGUUGAAAGAGCUUUAGACAGAGAUCAGUCCUUGCAAAACACCAAGGAAUUCACAAAGGAGAAAAAUGAUACAAAUGCCUAGAGUGUGGAAAGAGCUUCAAUCCUAGCUCCCACAUUACACAAGAUGAAAGAAUUCACACCUGGAAGGAUAUACAUGUUUUUAAUGUAGAUGGAGCUUGCAUCUCCCUUCCCCUUCCCCUUCCCAAAGUAGUU